Messenger RNA from Centropristis striata (black sea bass), 4157 nucleotides. It is a transcript of the gene mmp17a, whose product is annotated as matrix metallopeptidase 17a. Bases 429 to 2222 code for a protein of 597 amino acids. Gene Ontology annotation, molecular function: zinc ion binding; metalloendopeptidase activity. Lineage: Eukaryota; Metazoa; Chordata; Actinopteri; Perciformes; Serranidae. The record is from RefSeq and is a predicted model, not a curated record. The transcript is spliced from 10 exons. Gene Ontology annotation, cellular component: extracellular matrix. Gene Ontology annotation, biological process: collagen catabolic process; extracellular matrix organization; proteolysis.
CUUCGGGUCGAAUACUCAUUCACUCUGAUGUGUGUGCGUCAAAGCGCGCUCUCCCUGCCGCGGCUCGGGACAAAACCGCACGCAGCUGCUUUCAUUUUCCAGAGCUCGAGACUGCACGAGCAGGAGGGGAGCUCGCGCUUCUUGCUGCAGGGAUAUCACCUCCGACGGACUUGAUUCAGGACAAGAACACACAUUUUUCACCAAAUAAUGACCACGUAGGUGGUAGUUACAGGUGCCGUUUUGUGGGGGAAACAAACUUGUAAAUCUUUACCAGCGCCGGUUUUUAAUGUGUUUUAUGUGUUUGCGCUCAACAGUGAGGUAGACUUAAUGCGGACAAAUUUUACAGGAGUGUCGGCGUGUGAUUUAUCCCGUGGAUGCGGCUGUCGGGGUCGGUGUCUGAGCCCUGCAGGAGCAGCCUGUCAUAGGGCAUGAUGAUUUCUCUGGUUCUUCACAAGUGGAUGAGGAAUAUUUCACCGGAGAUGCUGCUGUUGGUGCAGAUAUUGUGGUUUUUACCUCUGACUGGAGCGGCUCCUUCUCUGACUACCGAGCAGCUGGACACAGGGGUGGACUGGCUGAGUAAGUUUGGCUACCUCCCUCCCCCAGACCCAGUGACUGGUCAGCUCCAGACCAAGGAGGCCCUGACCAAGGCCAUCAAAGCCAUGCAGAAGUUUGGAGGACUGAAGGAGACCGGAGUCUUAGACCAAGCCACACUGGGCUUAAUGACAACACCCAGAUGUUCUUUGCCAGAUGUGUCUGAAUCUGAGGUGACAGUAGGACGCCGGAAACGAAGCCCAACGCCUCAGAACAAAUGGAAUAAGAGGCAUCUGUCCUGGAGAGUGAGGACGUUCCCCAAGGACUCUGCCAUACUGGGCAGGGACACAGUUAGAGCCCUGAUGUACUACGCCUUGAAGGUCUGGAGUGAUAUCGCCCCACUUAACUUCCACGAAGUGGCCGGCAGUGAUGCAGACAUUCAGAUCGACUUCACUAAGGCCGACCACAAUGAUGGAUAUCCCUUCGAUGGGCCAGGGGGCACUGUGGCACAUGCAUUUUUCCCCGGAGAGAGGUUCACAGCUGGGGAUACACACUUUGAUGACGACGAGGCCUGGACCUUCAGAUCUCCAGACUCUCACGGGAUGGAUCUGUUCGCGGUUGCAGUCCAUGAGUUCGGUCACGCCAUCGGCCUGGUCCACACCUCAGCCAUGGAGUCCAUCAUGAGACCGUACUACCAGGGUCCUGUAGGAGACCCUCUGAAAUACGACUUACCCUAUGAAGACAAGGUCCGCGUCUGGCAGCUCUACGGUGUCAGAGACUCGGUGUCCCACACCAACCGACCAGGCAACCCCUCUCAGACGGCUGAACCUCCUGUCCUGCUGGACCUUCCUGAAAACCGAUCAACUCUCAUGCUGGCGCGAGAUGCCCCAGACAGAUGCACCAGUCACUUUGAUGCAGUGGCCCAGAUACGAGGGGAGGCCUUCUUUUUCAAAGGAAAGUACUUCUGGCGACUAACAAGAGAGAAGCACCUGGUGUCUCUUCGUCCAGCUCAGAUCCACCGCUUCUGGAGGGGCCUCCCAACCAAUCUGGACAGUGUGGAUGCUGUUUAUGAGAGGCCUGGGGACCACAAAAUAGUAUUUUUCAAAGGUCUAAAGUAUUGGGUUUUUAAAGACAAUAUCGUGGAGGAGGGCUACCCUCGUCCAAUCAGUGACUUUGGCCUGCCUUUGGAAGGAGUGGAUGCAGCGUUUGUUUGGCUGCACAACGAUAAAACCUACUUCUUCAAAGACAACCACUACUGGCGCUACGAUGACCACCUGAGGCGUAUGGACCUGGGCUACCCUAAAGACAGCACGCUCUGGAAGGGGCUGCCGCCUCAACUGGACGACGCCAUGAGGUGGUCUGAUGGCUCGUCCUAUUUCUUCAAGGGGAAGGAGUACUGGCGAGUGCCGAGCAGUGACAUGGAAGUGGAGGCAGGAUACCCCCGCCUCAUCGCUAAAGACUGGCUGCUGUGCACCGAGAUGCAGUCGGACUCUCCGGACACAGAGCUCAAAAGCACGGAGACGAGAGUCAACGUGCACCAUCACCCAGACCACGCAGAGAACGGAUACGAGGUGUGUUCCUGCACCUCUGACAGCGCCUCGCCUUUAGGCGCCCGCCCCUCCCCGUCUCCCCUGUGGCUGCUGCCACCUCUCUGGACGCUCUCGCUGGCCCUCCGCUCUGAACUGCUAUGAUGCCAAAGCAUGGGACAAAGUUCUCAAGCUGAUUGGUGGAGGGCAAGUGGACACUCAGUGGAAGCAAAAACUGGAAGAUUUUCUUCUUAUUUUAUCAUUUGGUAUCCUUUUGUGCUAACUUUGCUGUUAUUUAUUUAACAUGUCAUUUGGUGGGCACUGCCAGCUAAAGUAGUCAUCCUUUUAGGCAUCAACCCACACAUGCUUUACAAAGUUUGUUACUGAAUGGUCAAACUGCCGCAUCUCUGCAAGAAAAGAUGUUAUAGGUUAUAAAAAUGUAUUCCACCAGUGAUUGUUCGUCUGCAAUGCCUCACACACAGGGACAAGGUAAAAGUAUCCAGGGAUGUAGGCAGGUGCAAAGGUGAACAGUGGCCAACACACACUGUUGCCAAUUUUCUGAAAUCACAGCAGGUGUUUUAUUACAGGUUCAAUUCACCAAAAUUAGCAUAAAAUAUAUUUAAAAAUAACAAACACACUUUCCUCUAGUGGUAUCUAACCAUGAAGAUGGUUAAAUGUUUUAUUUAAUACAUUCAACCUCUGCCCCAAUAGAGCUCCAGCAGUCGACGUCACACUAAAAGUCAAAAUCAAACCACUGUCAUAUUGGCCUGAAAGCGGGAGUAUUACACUGCUACUCUCUCUUCCUACUGUAUUUAUACAAAGUGGGCAUGUUUGAUAGCUGGGAUGCGAAAAACAAUCAGGGAAACAUAAGGGAUUCCUGAAAAACUGAAAGUCAUUCAGUUUUGAAUGGUUUUCUUGUAAUUAAAAUUUAAUGGCAUAACAUGUUUAUCAUAAAGGAAUUAUUUCAUGUAUGAGCCGGUGCCUUUUUGAAUUCAUUCAGACAGUCAUGUUAUAGUUAACUUUUCAAAUAAAAAAAUCCACACUAGCUCACACUAAAUGAUUACAAAUUAGAACACAGAUUACAUUACACUGCUCUUUGCUUGUGCUAACCUCACAAAUCCAGAUUUCAUCCAUUUAUACCUCCAAGCUUUUGUUGGCUGGCUACUCUCCAGAGUUGGCAAUGGAAAAUUCAUCAGAUCAUUUUAGAUAUCUGGAUACAGCAGAUCAGAAGUUUUGUCCAUUUUGGCUGAAAAUCACUGCAAGGAGAAUUAUUUGGGUCAGUGAUGUUUAAUCUAUAAAAAAAUGAUGUUCAAUGUGAGUUAAAGUGGCCAGUGAACUCUGACGACUUGAAAUUGACACUGGUGCCAUUAAUCUUUGCUCAUGCUUUUCCUGCCAACAUGUCUGUGUAAACAAAACAAGUCAUGUGACGUCCAGAGCUCUAUAUGGUGGAGGUGAAAGGAAUUGGUUAAAAAAUAUUUCCAUUGAAAAACUACACAGUAGUGUGCCUUUGCAGAAACGACAUCAGUGAGGAACAGGAACAUUUGAAUUUAUAAAAGUAAUUCUGUCUACUUUGCCGUGUGCACCACUAACUCUUUCCAUUCACCAUUCAGUGUGCAAACUUCUUACUGUGAGAGCCGUAAGGAUGGAUGGAUGAGUAGGUGGAUGAACUCUGUAGGCACCAGUUUUCUUCCCUCAACUGUACUCUGAAGUGAGAAACUGCUGCUCAAGUACGUAUUCCCAUGAUUCAUUAUUUUCACCUCUGGUUCGGAAGCAUUCCCUGUUCUUGGUUUAGCUGUAUCCUCUGUAUCAAACUCAGAUAAAAUGAUAUUCCAGUUUAUUUUACAUUGCUUUGAUCAGGUCAAAGAGUUCACAGAGCUGUUUUUGGACUGUUGGGCAAUUUUCUUUAUCGCCCCAAGCUCCUUCUGAAGAGUUAGCCCCUGGAUUUAUUCUUGCUGUAAAGAUAUAUUUACCUAUAGACUGAUAUAUUUGAGUUGAAAGGUUCUGCAGUUAUUGCAUAACCGAGUGGAUUGUGUAUAUUUUAAGCUGUGUUUUCUAAUGUAAAAUAUUUUUGUAGAAAAAUAAAAAAAAAAUCUGAAUGAC